AUCAACUCGGCGCAGGCACGCAGCGCAUUGAUUGUACCACGACAACCACUGCACCAUGGGCGCCGACACAACGUCGCUGGCAGACGCCGCAGCCGGCAAGAUGGGCCGCCUGUCUCGCUAUCGAAGUGUGCGACGGGCCCAGGAAGAGCAGCCACCGCUGCCGGGCCCUUUUCGGCAGCAGGCCUCUCCUCCAGCAGCAGUCCCGCCGAUGCCUGCACUACCGGACGUGCAGCCGCAGAAAGAUGCGUCGCUCAGCAGGAGCAUGAGCCGCUACCAUCGCCGCCCGACUACAUCGCACGCGACCACAGCCAAUGCGCCCCCCCCUCUGCCCGCAAGCACCCUUCCAGCACCGCCGCAGCCCCAUGCAACACUCUCCAGCGCCCGCAACCGUGCCGUCAGCUCGCCCUACCGUCCAGUGCAUGCUCCAAGCAACGGCCAGUCCCGCCCGAGAACCGCAAAGCAGCGCACGGAUGCCUCGCCUCCCGUCUCGAGUGAUAUUCGCCAGCCGCCGCAGAGUGGAGAGGAGAGCGCGAGACAGCUGAUGGAGAAGGAGCACGAGCGGCAGCGACUAGUCAGGGAGAAGUACGAGGCUGAAGCGCGCGUCAAGAGGGAGGCCAAACAGGCGGAAAUGGACAGGCUUGAGCAGUUGCGCAGAGACGAGGAGGAAGUGGCGCGUGCAAAGACACACCGCGAGGCAGAAGCGGUUGCGGCAUUGCGACAACAGCAAGAGGAAGAAAAAGCGGAAAAGGAGCGCGGGAAGCGGUUGCGCAAGGCUCCGUCCCGGAAACAUCUCCAGCACAAAGAGCAAGAGGCUCGCAAGGCAGUGCUCGAGGAAGCUGAGCGCAAGGCGAGGAGCGAGGAAAGUGCCCGCAGAGCACACACACAGUCCCCGCCAGUCUCGCCGCCACGUCACGAGGGAGGCUUUGGAUUGUUCAAGCGGAGGAAGGACGGCGGCAUGUCCACAGAGGAGACUACGGCGCCUGUGAAGUCACGUCAGACGAGCAGUAGUGUUCGCGAGCCCGAGACCAUCAGGCCUGGCGGUGGAGGUGCUGUCCUCGGUAUCGACGCUCCAGUCUCAGCUGUCAACGCAGGUGACAGGCGCGUGACAGUUGUAUGCAGCAACAAGCGCAUCCUACUCCCGGUCAAUCCAACCACCACUCCUCUCGACCUCAUCAAGUCGGCAGCCACUGUGCUCACCGUUCAUGUCGACGUACGAACCGCCGUUGUUACCGAGUUGUUUGUCAAAGUCUCCAUCAGCCGACCUUUACGUAACUUUGAGUAUGUGCGCGAGGUCAUGAACUCCUGGGACUCCGACAGUCAAAACGAACUUACCAUCGUCGAUUCAUCGCUCGAUGGCGUUGACCAGGACGAUUUGCUGGCUUACAAGGUCCCUGAUACAAGGCCAGAGGGCAUGUCCUGGACCAUCCAGUACUCCUCGAAACCUGGCAAAUGGGUGAAACGUUUCCUCACUCUGCGCCCCGACGGACAGCUGGUCAUGACGAAAAACGAACACUCAAAGGAGGUCGAGAACAUUUGUACGCUCACAGACUACGAUAUCUACAUAGUCUCGCAGCAGAAACUGGCCAAGAUCAAACCGCCCAAGAAGAUCUGCUAUGCUGUGAAGAGCAUGCAGAAGUCCAACAUCUUCGCCAAUGAGUCGCAAUACGUGCACUUUUUCUGUACCAACGACAGGAGUAUAGCAACGACCUUCUACAAGGCCCUACAGGGCUGGAGAAGCUGGCAUUUGAAACACGAAAAGGGUGAGGGCGUCACGAAGAAGAGUGUAGCGCAGCGAGCUAUAGCUGGGGGUGCCGAACUGCCACAUAUGACGUCCUCGCACAAUCGGGGUGAAUCUGUCGGUUCGCACUACGAAUUGGGAACAUAUACCACGCUUAUUGAUUUUGAUUCUCUCAACAAGACAUUGGAAACGAUUGAGGUACAUAAACCUGGAGAGUUUCCCGAAGAUGCACCGCUUGCGAAAUUCGACUCAAAAGUCAUGCACGCAAGAAAAAAGUCUGUACGGGUGAAACAGCCGCCUCCCCCGGCGUUCAAAAACGGUCUUGUCGCCGACGCCAGGAACCAGUCUGGCACAAGCCAGGGUGCUACGAACCAGAACAGCAGCCGUCAGAACUCACUAACACAUAGCGUCACCAAGCACGAAGAUGAAGAAACAUUCGCUGCCGGAGGCCUGCUAGGCCGGGCAUACACGCACCGCCAGCGAGCCGCCCACGACCGCGAGCAAAAGCAGAACACAGCAUUCACAGACGGCCCGUCCCUACUAAACAACAGCGCAGACCGCUUCAACCUCGCCCCCCCAAACGACUCCCCCAUCGCCCGAAACUCCUCAGUCCGAAGCACCCACCGCCACAACCCAUCCAGCGACCUGCACCGCCACGCCUCAAAGCGCCACCCAGCCAUGCCAGAGCCCCUCGUAGACCUAACACCCGCCUACCGCGCGCCCCCGCAAUUCUCAAAGGAAAACAAAGGAAAAGGCUACACGGGCACCACCGGCUCAGGCCCUUUAGUCGAACACGCAACUUUCACCCUGCCGGAAGAAGCUAUCAAGAUCCCGUCCGCUACGCGCGCCCUGCCCCAACACUCCAAAGAAGGCAAGGGGAAGGGAUACACCGGCCCCGUCGGCUCCGGCCCCUUAGUCGACCACGCUACUUUCACCCUCCCAGAGGAAGCUAUCAAAGUCCCCGCUUCCACCGACCCAUGGCGCGCUCGCCCGCAGACUGCAGCGCAGCGGCCCCAUGCUCAUAAUACGCACCCACAUACUGCUGCUGCUGCGGCGGCGGGCGGAGACGCAGACGACGACAAAACAGCCUUCACAGGCGGCAGCCUCCUCGACCAAACGCACUUCCCGCCCAUGCAUGCCGGCGCGCCCGUGGGAAGGGGCGUCAUGGACGGAUCGAAGGCUAGGGGUCCUAUGCUUGAUUUGGGGGAUCAUCAGCAGUUUGCGGUCGGCAGUCUGCUUUCUGGGUUGCCGAGUAGUGCGGGGCCGGUUGUUGAUCGGUCGGGGAGGUAGAGGGG
Messenger RNA from Dothidotthia symphoricarpi CBS 119687, 3033 nucleotides. RefSeq lists its product as uncharacterized. The coding region runs from base 56 to 3028 and encodes 990 amino acids. The transcript is spliced from 2 exons. NCBI's taxonomy places the organism in Eukaryota, Fungi, Ascomycota, Dothideomycetes, Pleosporales, Dothidotthiaceae. The record is from RefSeq and is a predicted model, not a curated record.